Molecule: messenger RNA, 705 nt
Organism: Trypanosoma grayi
Lineage: Eukaryota; Euglenozoa; Kinetoplastea; Trypanosomatida; Trypanosomatidae
Product: guanylate kinase
Exons: 1
Coding region: 1-705 (234 amino acids)
Cellular component (GO): cytosol
Molecular function (GO): GMP kinase activity
Source: RefSeq, a predicted model, not a curated record
AUGCGGCGGCUGACAGACGUUCUUGUCUUUGUGGGGCCUAGUGGGAGCGGUAAGUCGACGCUAAUCAACCACCUGCUGGAGCGAUGGCCGCAGCACUUCGGCUUCUGCACAAGCCAUACCACGCGGCAGCCGCGGUUGGCGGAAGUGGCGGGGAAGCAUUAUCACUUCGUCUCUCGGGAGACAUUUCGGCAUAUGAUCAAUAGUGGUGCCUUUGUGGAGUACAACAAAGUGUUCUCCCCGUCAAGGACCGAUGGGGCGCGUGGGAGCAGCAAUAACGAUAGCACCAAUGCCGCCGAUGACUCCGAUGAUGCAGAUUACUAUGGUACGACAAAGAAGGAACUUUAUAAGAUUCUAAAUCAAGACAAAGUUGUACUAAUGGACCUUGAUAUUGCGGGGGCAAUGAAUAUCAAGAAGUACUGCAAUUGCAGUGUCAAUGGGGAUAAGCAGCCGCAGCUUCGCGUCAAAGUCGUCUUUUUGAAGGGACCAGGGCUCGAGGUUAUCGCGCAGCGCCUGCGCCAGCGAGGGACGGAGUCGGACGCUUCGUUGCAGAAACGCCUGCGCGAGAACGAGAAGUGGCUCAACUGGUGCUUGACGAAUCCAAAUUUCUUUAAUCAUACACUUCUUAACCGUGACCUGGAAACGUGUUUGGCGGAGCUGCGAGGGUUUGUAGCGACACAAGUGUUGUCCCCCGCCAGUGCGCUGUAA